AAUAUCCAUAUCCAUAUGGACUCAGAAUAUAGUUGGAAGAGCUUGAUCGAGUGGGGGAACAAAUGGCAGCGCAGCGGCUGGAGGACCACCGGUGGCCAGCCAGUGCAGAACAAGGAUUUGAUCCUGAAGGGCCGGAGCUUGAUUAAGAAAUUGCAGGAGGCUGUGGAGUUCACACAUGUCCGCGGUCACCAGGGAAUCGAGGGAAACGAGCAGGCCGACCGGUUGGCUAUUCUUGGUGCGCAACAGCACUAUUUCGGGGAUUUUCAAAAGGAGGAAUUUUCCUGCGCGGUUUUCUCAAUGCAGUAG
Molecule: messenger RNA, 306 nt
Organism: Kickxella alabastrina
Lineage: Eukaryota; Fungi; Kickxellomycota; Kickxellomycetes; Kickxellales; Kickxellaceae
Product: ribonuclease H-like domain-containing protein
Exons: 1
Biological process (GO): DNA replication, removal of RNA primer
Molecular function (GO): RNA-DNA hybrid ribonuclease activity; nucleic acid binding
Source: RefSeq, a predicted model, not a curated record